This is a messenger RNA of Lacerta agilis (Sand lizard), 578 nucleotides long. RefSeq names its product 39S ribosomal protein L55, mitochondrial-like. The record is from RefSeq and is a predicted model, not a curated record. Gene Ontology annotation, molecular function: structural constituent of ribosome. The transcript has 2 exons. NCBI's taxonomy places the organism in Eukaryota, Metazoa, Chordata, Lepidosauria, Squamata, Lacertidae. The coding region runs from base 136 to 522 and encodes 128 amino acids. Gene Ontology annotation, biological process: translation. Gene Ontology annotation, cellular component: mitochondrial large ribosomal subunit.
GCUAUGGCCCCUUGGAUGAUGUUCCGUAAAGAUCGUUGCAGUCUUUGCUCAUCAUAAAAGCUGAAUCCUGUGCCUUGGAAUCGCUGGAGAUUGGCGUUUGUUUGCUAGGCUUCAGGGAAUGUACAUGAGCUCAGAAUGACGACCGUAAUCAGGACUUUAAGGGCUUUGCAGUUAGAGGCCUUCUCCGGACUCCUUCUCAGGACUUCUGGCCUCCACACGUCUACAAGUGCAACUCCAGCUGGACAUCCAUCGCUUGCAUGGCCCGGCAGAAGUAGGCUCCUGCUCUAUCCAGCGCUGCUGGUCAGGCCUGACGGUUCUACAGUCUAUAUCCGUUACAAGGAGGCAAGGCAGAUCCUUUCUAUCAUCUACCAUAUACCUGUGGACAUCAACACCCUCCCUGACGCCGGAAGGAGAGCCCGCUUGAGGAAACGGGAUACCACCAAGCUUAAACCCAAAGAGGAGACACGUUUCGAAGACGAUUUUAACUUGGACGAUUACAGAAAGUUUUGGAAAAAGCAAUGAGAUGCGCCACCUGGGGUGGAAAAUCAUUCACAAUCAGAUACUUAAAUUUACAUUUU